Saccostrea cuccullata (small rock oyster) is the source of this 1754-nucleotide messenger RNA. Its product is annotated as glucose-dependent insulinotropic receptor-like. Gene Ontology annotation, cellular component: dendrite; plasma membrane. The record is from RefSeq and is a predicted model, not a curated record. The coding region runs from base 438 to 1469 and encodes 343 amino acids. The transcript has a single exon. Gene Ontology annotation, molecular function: G protein-coupled serotonin receptor activity; neurotransmitter receptor activity. NCBI's taxonomy places the organism in Eukaryota, Metazoa, Mollusca, Bivalvia, Ostreida, Ostreidae. Gene Ontology annotation, biological process: chemical synaptic transmission; G protein-coupled receptor signaling pathway, coupled to cyclic nucleotide second messenger.
GCGCACGGUACAACGCAAUUUUAUAUUUCUUAUGAACAUUAAUUUACAGCACGUGCCUGUGCAGCGUUAAUCGUAUAUCUAAUUUGGAGAUAAUACCAUCGGAACACAGACGACACGAGAAAUGGUUUCUUAAACUAUUUAUUGGGUCUAGUUGCCUGAAGAGGAUGGAUGUUAUUAACUUUUCAAUUAAGUAAACAGAUGAUCAAUACGUGUAGACAUGAACUUUUAACUUGUUCUGUAACGGUCCCUCCUCUGCGGCUCAAAUAAACCUACUUGUGUUGACCCGUCAGCAUCUUCACGUUUUUUAGAUCGUGCUUGGUUACGUUUCAAGUACGCAUGUGUGAAAAUUGACGCUGUUGGACUGUCACCCUGUCAGUGUCAUAAGGUUCAAUACCAGUAACUGUCAACUGCAGAAUGAGAAUCCUGCUUUUGCUCCGAUGUAUUUAAAAUUCAAUAUCAAGUCACCUGGAGGCAUUCGAACAAUAAACAUGGAAAGAGUAAACUUGACUUUGGAUUCAAAUUCAAACUUCAGCUAUUGCCCCAACGUUACCGCGGGUGUUGACCGCAUUUCUGAAGUGUUUGCGGUGGCUUCUACUGUUUAUUUAGCAGUUCUUUCCCUGGGAAUCACAUUUGGAAAUGCACUUACGGUGUUAGCUCUCUGGAACAACAGUCUGAUUUACAAAGAGACCUACUAUUCAAUCCUGUCUCUGGCCGUGUCCGACUUUCUCAUCGGCGUGGUAACCAUACCCUCCUACAUUGCCUGGUUGUACUGCAGUCUAGAAGACCUCAGCAAUGACCUAUGUUUGGCCAUAAUUGCGAGCUCUUUAUUUCUGACUGUGGCUUCCAUCCUUAAUCUUCUGUUAGUUGGGACUGAGCGCUUCAUGGCUGUGUGUUUUCCCAUGAUGCACUUGAAAAUUCGCGCCCAGAGAGCCACGUUUCUGGUAUGUAUCUGCUCCGUUUGGGUGUGCAGCCUUAUUGCGACCUUACUCUCCAUGUUGGCGGCUGAUCCAGAUUUUGAAACUUGCGCGUAUUAUGAUAUAUUUGACGAAACAUUCCUUGUGACUACUAUAGCGUCUGGAGUCUUUCUACCUCUGAUUCUAUUGUUAGUGAUGUACGCUUGUAUCCACUGCAAAAUACAGACGCACUACAGGUUUGUUUCAAGGUCAUCUAAGAAAUCCAGGAGCUCAAGCGUGCAGUCCUUGGAAGUGGCGCGGAUCAAAGCGUCCUUCAAAUCCUCCAAGACGAUGGCCCUGGUGGUGGCGUGUUUCGCCCUUUGUUGGGGGCCGCUGUUUAUCACGAUGUUGUUGAGGAGUGUGUGUCAGUGGUGCCGCCUCCCGUGGGUCGCUAACGAGGUGAUCCUCCUCCUGGGAUUCACGAACUCCUUCCUGAACCCCAUCAUCUACUCCCUCCGACAUAAGACGGCCAGGACCUACGUCAACAGAAUCCUGUACACCCCCUGUCACUUCUGAGACUCGAACACAAAACUUUUCAAUUUUGUUGUCUAUCAGUCACUGUUUUGUCUCCUGAGAUUGUUGUUCCUUAAUUGGAUGUGAGAAUGGUAAUAACAAGUAGCAGUACUGAGGCAUUCAUUAGUUUUCCUAUAAGACUGACAAUUUCUAGGAAUACUGAGAACCUUGGAAUUACAAAUCUGUUACAAUAAGUUUCUACUGUAUGGAGAUAACUUUUGCAUUGUCUGGAGAAUAUACUUGACUUCUGUAACAUUGUUUUAAUCAUUAAAAAUUUAUUUGAGACAU